Molecule: messenger RNA, 1752 nt
Organism: Lotus japonicus
Lineage: Eukaryota; Viridiplantae; Streptophyta; Magnoliopsida; Fabales; Fabaceae
Product: probable methyltransferase At1g29790
Exons: 1
Coding region: 205-1479 (424 amino acids)
Molecular function (GO): methyltransferase activity
Source: RefSeq, a predicted model, not a curated record
GCACCUUUCCCAGUAUUCAGCAUUGAAUAUAUGGCAGGUAGUGACAACAAGGGAAUAAAACCCUUCAAGUGAGUCAUGUUUGAAACUCCACUACCACUAUCCUCCAAAUCUAUACAUCCUAAUCAAUCUUGUGUUGCUCUUCUUCUUCUUCUUCUUCUUCUUCUUCUUCUUCUUCUUCACUGAUCCCUUAUCUCUUUCUGCAAGAUGGGUUCUGUUUCUCUCAAGAUAGGGGAUGGAACAGCAAGGUUCAAAAGAGCAACUCUGUGUUCUUCAGCAACCAACAUUCUCAUGAUCUUGGCUGUUAUCACCACCAAUCUCUUCGCUCUUUACUCUUUCACCGCUUCUCCUAAAGUCAACCACACCGAGCUGCUACUUCACCAAGCCCACAAGAAUUUCUCCCUCAUCUCAGAGCAGGUCACGCUCAUACUCAGAGAAAUUGACCAGUCUCAGAAGAAGCUUGCCCAGAUAGAGAAAGAGCUUCUCGGCUAUGACAGCGUCGAUCUUUCGAGACCCAAUAUCGCAAUUGAGCUUAAACUCUUCCUCAAACGCCACCAGCUUCCUCUAGGCAAGGAUUCCAAAACUGGAAUCACUGAAAUGGUUUCCUCUGUUGGCCACUCCUGUGAGAAAUAUAUGGAGUUCUUGUCUCAGUACAUGGAGUACAAGGCUUUUGGAGCUUGCCCUGAUGAUUGGAGCAUGGCACAGAAGCUGAUUUUGAGAGGGUGUGAGCCUCUUCCUAGAAGGAGGUGUUUUUCAAAGACUAUUUCUAAGGUAGGGGUUUACCCUUUUCCCUCUUCACUUUGGAAACCUGUUGCUAAUAAAACUGUUAAUUGGAGUGGUCUUGGGUGUAAGAAUUUUGGAUGCUUGAAGGGUAAGAAAUUAAGCAGAGAAUGCAUUACUUGCUUUGAUUUGGUUAAUGGGUAUGAGAAUCAUAGGUUUAUCAAGGCUAAGAGUAAGAAUGAUUUUCUCAUUGAUGAUGUGUUAGUGUUGGCAAUGGGAAGUGGUGGAAUUAGAAUAGGACUUGACUUGGGAGGUGGGUCUGGAUCCUUUGCUGCUACUAUGGCUGAAAGGAAUGUUACAGUGGUUACUACCACCCUGAACAUUGAUGCUCCAUUCAGUGAGUUCAUUGCAGCAAGAGGGCUUUUUCCUCUUUACUUGAGCUUAGAUCAUAGGUUCCCAUUCUAUGACAAUGUGUUUGAUUUGGUUCGUGCUUCAAGUACUUUGGAUGUUGGAGGAGAAAAGCCUGAGAAGUUGGAGUUUUUGAUGUUUGACAUUGAUCGUGUUUUACGGGCUGGUGGUUUGUUUUGGCUGGACAAUUUCUAUUGUGCUGAUGAAGAGAAGAAGAAAGCAUUGACUCGGUUGAUUGAAAGGUUUGGAUAUAAGAAGUUGAAAUGGGUUGUGGGAGAGAAGGUUGAUGCUCUUGGAUCAGGCAAAACUGAAGUUGUGUUAUCUGCUGUUCUUCAGAAACCUGUGAGGGUGUAAAGAUGAAUCCAAUAAAGGGUGAAAGGUGAGAAUAAUUGUGCUUCUGCUAGCUCUGUUUCACAGACAAUCUGUGUGAAAUGUGAAUGAGUAACUUGUAACAUAAUCAGAGCCCAUUAGAAGUGGAAUAAGUGCUUGAAUGGUUGUAUUUUAAGAGAUGUUGUAUAUCUUAUUCAGGCACUAGGUUCUUUUAGUUAUCUUGUAGUUGAUAAAUUGCUAGUAAAUGUAAAAUGAAUUACAUUUUUAAAGUUAUAAAGUUUACUCAAUUUUAAACUA